AUGCAAUUAUUAAAGCAUACGGCUCAAAUCGGAGAAUCAGCGGCAAUUUGCAUGAUUGCGGAACGUCUUGUCAACAUUAGCCGACUCAGCGAAAGUCUUAUAAUACAAAAUACAACAUUUACAGAUUUUGGUUUCCUUAAAAAUUUGGAAGUGAUUGACCAAUAUAUAGAAGAAACGGAAAGUCGUGCUAAUUUAAUCAUAACUAAAAAUUUGAAACUAAAGUCUCUUGGAUUUUCGGUCAAAACGAAUGGAAUCACUAUCGACAUAAGCGAAAACCCAAAAUUAUGCAUUUCGCCUCAAGAAAUUGUCAAACUUACGGAUGACAAGCAAGCUGCAGACAAAAUAUUCGACGUUACGAUAUGUGAGGAUAUGGAGAUGCCAAUAGGAUACUGCAUUAUUCCAAAAUCUGGAUUGCUCAAGGAUCUUCCGGAAUAUUGCUUAUAUAUUUUUGGCGACUUGAUAAUUGACGAGAAUUUUAAUUUUCAAAAUUCUUACAAAUUAGCGGGAGUUGUCAAAAUUUUCGGAAGCUUGCAAAUCAAAAACACCAAACUACGAACAGGAAGCAUUUUUCCCACCCUAUUCACCAUAUAUGCUAUAAAACAUGAUCACCCAGCUCUUGAAAUAAGUAAUAACAAGUAUUUGUCUGACAUGUUCGAUGUGCGACUAAUUUCGCAGGUUUAUAGGUAG
Caenorhabditis bovis is the source of this 687-nucleotide messenger RNA. The record is from the annotation of a GenBank genome assembly. NCBI's taxonomy places the organism in Eukaryota, Metazoa, Nematoda, Chromadorea, Rhabditida, Rhabditidae.